Lottia gigantea (owl limpet) is the source of this 210-nucleotide messenger RNA. RefSeq lists its product as hypothetical. The transcript has 2 exons. The annotation marks the transcript as partial. The record is from RefSeq and is a predicted model, not a curated record. NCBI's taxonomy places the organism in Eukaryota, Metazoa, Mollusca, Gastropoda, Lottiidae.
AGUAUGUUGAAUUUUCAAGUUAGUAACUUGAAUUUUCAAGUUAGUAUGUUGAAUUUUCAAGCUAGCAUGUUGAAUUUUCAAGUUAGUAUCUUGAAUUUUCAAGUUAGUAUCUUGAAUUUUCAAGUUAUUAGUAACUUGAAUUUUCAAGUUAGUAUGUUGAAUUUUCAAGUUUGUAUCUUGAAUUUUCAAGUUAGUAUCUCGAAUUUUCAA